GGCUGACCACGCGGCAUUCUCGUGCGCGAGUGACCAACUCCGGUGUCUUGCAGACGCGCUCCGCUCCGCUCCCGUUACCGAACGCGUUGGCCUUCUUCUUUUUGGCGUCUGCAAAAAUUGGCGAAUUGCCCGUUCGACGCGAAUUCGUGUGUAACUGCAGCAGGUCGAUCAGACGAUGCCAGGCCAAAUAGAAAAACUUGUCACCAAGAGGGCCACCUUCGGUAUGGGCUGCUUCUGGGCGUGUGAUGCGCUCUUCGGGGCGACGCCAGGCGUCCUGAGAACCAGGGUUGGAUACGCCGGUGGGACGAUGGACUCUCCCACCUACAGGAACAUAGGCGACCACACCGAGGUCAUCGACAUCGACUACAAUCCUGAACUAAUUGGCUACCAGGAACUGCUCAAUUUAUUUUGGAACAACCACGAGUACGGAUUGACGACGAGAAUCAAGCGUCAGUAUAUGUCUCUCGUCUUAUGGCAUGACGAGGAGGACCGAUUAACAGCGGAACAGUCCAGGGAAAAAGAGCAGCGUAAACGCGGAGAACCCCUCAUUACGGAAAUCAAAAGAUUCGAGCGAUUUUACCCAGCAGAGAAAUACCAUCAAAAGUACCGGCUUCAGGCCCAUCCCUGGCUCGUUGAAAAAUUGCGGCUCAAAACAAGCGAGGAACUGUUGGGAUCAACAUUGGCGGCAAAGUUGAACGGUUAUUUGGCCGGUGCGGCAAGUAUCGGUCAAUUCGAACAGGAACUUCCAUCUUUGGGUCUGAAUGAAGAAACUACCGAAUACGUGCGAAGAUACGUCGUCGAGAACCAGGGCAACGGGUUGUACUGUUAGGAUAUUCUUAUAGUCGGUGAAUUAAAA
This is a messenger RNA of Diprion similis, 856 nucleotides long. It is a transcript of the gene MsrA, whose product is annotated as peptide methionine sulfoxide reductase. Bases 176 to 829 code for a protein of 217 amino acids. The record is from RefSeq and is a predicted model, not a curated record. The transcript is spliced from 5 exons. Lineage: Eukaryota; Metazoa; Arthropoda; Insecta; Hymenoptera; Diprionidae. Gene Ontology annotation, molecular function: peptide-methionine (S)-S-oxide reductase activity.